ACAAAAUCAAACUUCUGCAGAAUCUCCAUACCCUCAAAAUUUUCCCUUGUGUUUGUUGAUCUGUCUCUGCAGAAAAAUGGGAAUCAGCAAAACAGAAAUAAACUUAAGAAGAUUACUCUCAUCUGCUCCUCAACAACAAAAUCAAGCAAAACUCGUCCAUUAUAUUGCUACUUUAAGAGAGCAAUUGGAACAAUUGGCUGAAGAGAGAACGGCUGAUGAAUUACCAAGAGUCUCGAAGGCGGUGUUGAACGAUUAUUCGGAGAAGAUUGAGGCUAUUGCUUCUAAAUUAGUUAACUCAUUGCCUGAAAUUGAGGCUCCCCAGGAAACUUUUGCUGGGGAUUCGGGAAAAGAAAGUCCCAAGGCAGAUGGAGGAGAUCAGAUAGCACCUUCUCCAGGCUUGAGGAGGAGAUUUGCGGCAGUGUCGAAUUUUGAAGACAAAACUCGUGACUCUAUUAAGGCAGAUGCAUCAGCUCCUGUUAAACUGGAUGCUGCAGCACAAGCACACAUUGAAAAGCACAGAAAGCUUCAAGAUGACUUGACUGAUGAAAUGGUUGGAUUGGCACAACAACUAAAAGAGAGUAGUCUCUUGAUGAGCCAGUCUUUACAAAACACUGAAAAGAUACUAGAUUCUACAGAGCAGGCUGUUGAGCAGAGCUUGGCCAGCACUGGUCAUGCCAAUGUCCGGACCAUGGACAUAUACUCGAAGACAUCAAAGACCACGUGCUUCACAUGGCUUUUGAUGUUUCUAAUGACAUGUAUUUUCAUCAUGGUUGUCCUCCUGAUUCGUGUCACCUGAAGCUUUUCUUCAACAAACAGAAUUUUUCUCAUGUUGUAGUCAGAAUCUAUGUCACUUUCUUCCUCAGUGUUUACAUGGUAUUACUGCAGUGCUUAAACCGAUUUUCAAAUGUAACUACAUGUCUUAUGAAUCAAUUUUACUUUUUUUGGGGCCCCUCGAUAAUUUUUGUAAUCAAUCCGAGGUUAGAGUAUAUAAUGAAUUAUACAAAUCAUCCUUGAAAAA
Molecule: messenger RNA, 1018 nt
Organism: Populus nigra (black poplar)
Lineage: Eukaryota; Viridiplantae; Streptophyta; Magnoliopsida; Malpighiales; Salicaceae
Exons: 7
Coding region: 77-796 (239 amino acids)
Biological process (GO): retrograde vesicle-mediated transport, Golgi to endoplasmic reticulum
Cellular component (GO): SNARE complex; endoplasmic reticulum
Molecular function (GO): SNAP receptor activity
Source: RefSeq, a predicted model, not a curated record